Molecule: messenger RNA, 2535 nt
Organism: Daphnia magna
Lineage: Eukaryota; Metazoa; Arthropoda; Branchiopoda; Diplostraca; Daphniidae
Gene: ThrRS
Product: threonine--tRNA ligase 1, cytoplasmic
Exons: 8
Coding region: 61-2340 (759 amino acids)
Biological process (GO): threonyl-tRNA aminoacylation
Cellular component (GO): cytoplasm
Molecular function (GO): threonine-tRNA ligase activity; ATP binding
Source: RefSeq, a predicted model, not a curated record
UCAAUAUUGUACUUCGAAACUGAUUUUGUGGCACAAGAGAAGUAUUUGCUUAUUUCGGUCAUGUUCUCGCGAGGUGUUUGGUUGUUUUCCUCCCGAUUCAAUCAAUUUCAUGCAAAUAUUGGUCUAUUGGUGCCAAUAUUGCAUCAGCCAUUUGAUAGACGUGAUCCCGAUUACUUCCGGUUCAGCAAGCCCAGGAGAACAAUUCAAACCUCGGCACCAGCAGAGGCAAAAUCUAAAGGAGAUGGUAAGCCUAAAGGAGAAGCUAAGCAGAAGGGAGAGGCCAAGCCAAAAGCGGAGGUCAAGACUACUCUGAAGGAGCUCAACCCCUGGCCUGUGUACAUCCAAGAUCGUAUUGCUCUAUGGGAUAAGCUGAAAGCCGAAGCUGAUGCAGCCAUUGCAGCAAAGGUGCCCACUCCGAUUCAAAUCACUCUACCAGAUGGAAAGAUUGUAGAGGGGAAUUCCUGGCGCACAUCACCAUUUGAUAUUGCCAGUGGCAUAAGUGCUGGACUAGCAGAAAACACAGUGAUUGCCAAAGUCAAUGGCAAGCUAUGGGACCUUGACAGACCUUUAGAGGAAAGUUGUUCUUUGCAACUUCUUAAGUUUGAUGAUGAAGAUGCACAGAAAGUCUUUUGGCACUCCACUGCCCAUAUUUUGGGAGAAGCCUUGGAGAGGUGUUAUGGAGGCUGUUUGUGUUAUGGUCCUCCUAUUGAAAAUGGAUUCUACUAUGACAUGUUCAUCCAAGACCAACAAGUGUCCAACUUUGACUUCCCGGUUCUUGAGAAUGUCAUGAAAGCCGCCAUUAAAGAAAAACAGCCCUUUGAGCGCCUUGAAAUGAAAAAAGAAGAUUUGUUAGAGAUGUUUAAAUAUAACGAAUUCAAAGUUCGCAUUCUGAACGAAAAGGUUGACACUCCUACCACUACUGCCUACCGGUGUGGUCCGUUGAUAGAUUUGUGUCUUGGGCCUCAUGUAAGACACACAGGGAAAAUAAAGGCUUUCCAAAUUACCAAAAACAGUUCCACGUAUUGGGAAGGCAAAGCAGAUGCCGAAUCUCUUCAGAGAGUUUACGGUAUUUCAUUUCCGGAUAAUAAACAGCUGAAAGAGUGGCAAAGAAUUCAAGAAGAGGCAGCUAAGAGGGAUCACAGGAAACUGGGACGAGAGUACGAACUCUUUUUCUUUCACGAACUCAGUCCCGGAGCCUGCUUCUUUACUCCACACGGCGCACAUAUUUAUAAUACGCUCGUCGAUUUCCUCCGAAAUGAGUACCGACAACGCGGGUUUCAAGAAGUCAUAACUCCAAAUGUCUACAAUUCCAAAUUGUGGCUUACGUCUGGCCAUUGGCAGCAUUAUUCGGAGAAUAUGUUUUCCUUUGAAGUGGAAAAAGAAACUUACGCAAUGAAACCAAUGAAUUGCCCCGGUCAUUGUUUGUUGUUUGAUCACCGAGUUCGCUCUUGGCGCGAACUCCCGUUGCGUUUAGCCGACUUUGGAGUACUCCAUCGAAAUGAGUUAUCGGGAGCUCUCUCCGGUCUUACUCGAGUACGGCGUUUCCAGCAGGAUGACGCCCAUAUCUUCUGCACUAUGGGUCAAAUCAAGAACGAGAUCAAUGGCGCCUUAGCUUUCCUGCGGGACGUGUAUCAGAUUUUUGGAUUUACUUUCCAGCUUCGCCUUUCUACACGACCUGAAAAGUAUUUGGGAGAAAUCGAAACCUGGAAUCACGCUGAAAAGGAGCUAACUGAAAGCUUGAACGAAUUUGGAGAGGCUUGGCAAUUAAAUCCUGGUGAUGGCGCAUUUUAUGGUCCUAAAAUUGAUAUCACUAUCAUGGACGCACUGCGCCGGCCGCAUCAAUGCGCAACUAUUCAGUUGGAUUUCCAGCUACCGAUCCGUUUCAAUUUAAGUUUUAUUAACGAAUCGGGCGAGAAGGAGAAACCUGUCAUCAUUCAUCGUGCUAUUCUGGGCUCUGUGGAGCGCAUGAUUGCCAUCUUAACCGAAAGCUAUGCUGGAAAGUGGCCGUUUUGGCUGAGUCCGCGACAAUGCGUCGUGGUUCCGGUUGGUCCCAUGUUUGAUGGCUACGCUCAGCAGGUAAGGGAACAAAUAGCAGCUGCGGGAUUCCGUAUAACGGCAGAUAUUGAUGCAGGAGAUACGAUGAAUAAAAAAAUCAGAAAUGGUCAGUUAAGCCAGCACAACUUUAUCCUUGUAGUGGGAGAAAAGGAACAGACUAAUGGCACGGUUAAUAUUCGCACUCGUGAUAAUAAAGUUCACGGAGAACAUUCUGUUGCCAAGGUUAUAGAACGUUUCACUCAGUUAUCAAAAGAAAGAAUUUUGAAUAGCGAAGAUUCGUUUUGAUAAAUCAAAACGAAGGAGUGAACAGAAUCCUAAAAAUCCAGUGCUGUGGGUGCAUGUCUUUCCUUCCCUUUUUGUUAUUAUUUGAAUUAUGAAUUUCAAAAUUCUGUUGAUCUGGAAUUGAUUGACAAUUCAGGUUGAAACUCUUUUGUUUUUGAAUCAUGGGAAUGUUGGAAAUACAAUGUCAUGCCCUUGGAA